Penicillium manginii is the source of this 564-nucleotide messenger RNA. RefSeq lists its product as uncharacterized. Lineage: Eukaryota; Fungi; Ascomycota; Eurotiomycetes; Eurotiales; Aspergillaceae. The transcript has a single exon. The record is from RefSeq and is a predicted model, not a curated record. Bases 1 to 564 code for a protein of 187 amino acids.
AUGUCAACACCCAGCCUCCGAACCGGAACACGCUCGCUCCGCCUUCGCAGCAUCCGAACGAACCCGCGCAGCACAAAUACAUUAGCAUUAGGAAGCACAGUCGCAGCGCCACGCAUUUCAAUCCACGCUCAAUCAAGAAACCUCACCAGAAACACUUCACCUGGGACUCAGGCUCAGCAGGCUAGGAGCGCUGCCGCGUCACUGAGCGCGAACACUCUCCGCGCACGCGUGUCCCAAAUCCGCACAUACGCCUCUUCCAGUAACGCAACUGCAGACAAUCUGAUCGAAGAACUCCAAGACCUCUACGAAAUUGCCAAAGACGAGUUUGAAAUCGCAACUGAUUCGACGGACGGGUCGACCAUCUAUGCAGCCUCGGAUCGGGAGUCUGCGCGCGACGCGCUGAAUCAACUCGUUACUGUUUAUGAAGCUUAUACCGGGGCCAAGGUUGGGAGGACACAUGCUGAUGGGGAGGGUGAUGCGGGGGAGAAAGGGACUGAGGCGCCUGUUGUCGAGACGAAUUUUGAUCCGGCGGGGGUUAGUGAGGAGGUGAGGGGGGGAAGUUAA